Messenger RNA from Paecilomyces variotii, 1080 nucleotides. RefSeq names its product putative Hsc70 cochaperone. Gene Ontology annotation, biological process: post-translational protein targeting to endoplasmic reticulum membrane. The record is from RefSeq and is a predicted model, not a curated record. The transcript is spliced from 3 exons. Gene Ontology annotation, cellular component: TRC complex; membrane. Gene Ontology annotation, molecular function: molecular adaptor activity; protein binding. The coding region runs from base 1 to 1080 and encodes 359 amino acids. NCBI's taxonomy places the organism in Eukaryota, Fungi, Ascomycota, Eurotiomycetes, Eurotiales, Thermoascaceae.
AUGCCUCAAAAGUCUGGUUCAGCCCCGACAGAAUCCAAGAAGCGCCUGGCGCUUGCCAUUAUCGACUUCCUCGGCGCGAGUCUGAAAGAUGGCACUCUGACUGCUGAUGACGCUGAGUCUAUUGAAAUUGCGCAGUCCUGUAUCGCGGACACCUUCAAGGUUGACCCCAAUGACGAGGCUGCCGUGAAGGACGCCCUUGGCGGCCAAUCUCUCGCCAGCAUCUACAGUGUCUACGAGAAGCUGAAGGGAAAGACUCCUGCUGCCUCCGCUACUGCAACUGAGGCUCCAAAGGCAGGUGAAGAGUCGAAGCCAAAGGCUGGCGCUCCCACUCCGGAAUCCGAUAAGCUGAAGUCCGAAGGUAACGCCGCUAUGGCCCGCAAGGAAUACAGCGUCGCUAUCGACUUCUACACGAAGGCCUUGGAAAUUGCUCCUGCAAACCCGAUCUAUCUGUCUAACCGAGCAGCUGCCUACUCUGCUUCCGGACAACAUGCAAAGGCUGUCGAGGAUGCGGAGCUUGCCGUCGCUGUGGACCCCAAGUACUCCAAGGCCUGGAGCCGACUUGGUCUCGCUCGAUAUGACCUGGGCGACGCCAAGGGGGCUGCUGAGGCUUACGAGAAGGGAAUCGAGGCUGAAGGAAAUGGUGGCAGUGAGGCUAUGAAGAGGGGUCUGGAGACGUCCAGGAAGAGGAUCGCGGAGAUGGGCAGGGCUAGCAACGAGCCUCCAGCGGACGCUGUUGAUAACGCCCCUGGAGCCUCUCGAGGAGCUGGCGGUAUGCCAGAUCUCUCUUCUCUCGCCAGCAUGCUUGGCGGCGGAGGUGGUGCUGGUGGUGGCAUGCCCGACCUGAGCUCAAUCAUGAACAACCCCAUGUUCGCCAGCAUGGCCCAGAACCUUAUGAGCAACCCCGACAUGCUAAACAACCUCAUGAGCAACCCCCGCUUGAGGCAGAUGGCAGAAAGCUUUGGCGGCCGCGGCGGUGGUGGUGGCAUGCCCGAUAUGUCAGGCUUGAUGAACGAUCCUAGUAUUGCAGAGAUGGCCCGAAACUUGAUGGGAGGCCAGGGACGCGGAGGCCAGGGCCAAUAA